Messenger RNA from Didymosphaeria variabile, 912 nucleotides. RefSeq lists its product as uncharacterized. The record is from RefSeq and is a predicted model, not a curated record. Lineage: Eukaryota; Fungi; Ascomycota; Dothideomycetes; Pleosporales; Didymosphaeriaceae. The transcript has 4 exons. The coding region runs from base 1 to 912 and encodes 303 amino acids.
AUGAUUGACCGCCACUUAGGGCUAUGCUACAACCGUCCGCUAGCGAUGCUAGACAACGAAUGUGAGGAUCUCUACCAACCAGUCCCAGACACACUCUGGCAAGCCGGAGAAUUUUACACCGGUAACUCAGGCCCCAAGAGGAGAGGCCUCUCCUUCCAAUGCACUUCACACGAUGUCUUCGGGUUCUUCCUCCCGCUCAUGACCAUCCUCGGCGACAUCGUCGACAUGAACGCACAAAAGAACCACCCGCGCUUCGGCCAGCGCACAUCCUGGGAGUCAUUCGAGUCGGAAAUCACGCACCAACUCGAGCGGUAUGCAUACAGCCUCCAGGAAUUCAAGACGCAGCACGGCUGCGGUGCACCCGGCGACGACGCCGCGGAUCCCAUUCGUGGAGAAUGUGCCCACCAAACAAGGAAGGUCGUCGCGUAUGCAACGCACAUCAUGCAUGUGCUGCACAUCUUGCUGCACGGAAAAUGGGACCCCGUCGCGCUGUUGGAGGACGACAACAUGUGGAUCUGCUCGCAGUCGUUCCUGUCCGCGACGUCGAGCGCCAUCUCCGCGGCGCAUGCCGUGGAGGAGAUCCUCGAGCUGGACCCGGAUCUGUCCUUCAUGCCGUACUUCUUCGGCAUGUACCUGUUGCAGGGGAGUUUGAUUCUCCUUCUGCUUGCAGACAAGCUGUCGACCGAGACAAACGAUGGCGUCAUUCGAGCAUGCGAAACGAUUGUGCGCGCCCACGAGGCAGCUGUCGUCACACUCAACACAGAAUACCAGCGAAAUUUCCGCAAAGUCAUGAUUUCAACACUAGCCCAAAUAAAAGGCCACAGCCACUCGCGGGAAAUGUCCCCCGCAAAACGCCGCGAAGUCCUCUCCUUAUACCGCUGGACGAGUCUGGGUAACGGUCUCGCGAUAUAA